Messenger RNA from Parastagonospora nodorum SN15, 926 nucleotides. RefSeq lists its product as hypothetical. Gene Ontology annotation, molecular function: NAD(P)H dehydrogenase (quinone) activity; FMN binding. Bases 87 to 701 code for a protein of 204 amino acids. The record is from RefSeq and is a predicted model, not a curated record. NCBI's taxonomy places the organism in Eukaryota, Fungi, Ascomycota, Dothideomycetes, Pleosporales, Phaeosphaeriaceae. The transcript has 4 exons.
UCCCAUUCACCAUCAUCUCCCUCUGCUGUUGAACUCCAUUGUUUUUGUUGAUACCCCAAUUGUACUCCUAGCUCAAUUCAUUCAAGAUGGCGCCCAAGAUCGCAAUCGUCUACUACUCCAUGUACGGCCACAUCAAGCAGAUGGCCGAUGCUGAGUUGAAGGGCAUCAAGGAGGCUGGCGGUGACGCUACCCUCUUCCAGAUCCCCGAGACUCUCUCUGACGAAGUCCUCGGCAAGAUGCACGCUCCCCCCAAGCCCACCGACGUGCCCACCCUCAACGACCCCGCCGAGCUCGAGGCUUUCGAUGCUGUCCUCUUUGGCAUUCCCACUCGCUACGGAAACUUCCCUGCCCAAUUUAAAACUUUCUGGGACAAGACAGGUGGACAGUGGGCUCAGGGCUCUUACUGGGGCAAGUACGCUGGAUUGUUCAUCUCCACCGGUACUCAGGGCGGAGGUCAGGAGAGCACUGCCAUCGCUGCCAUGUCUACCCUGACUCACCACGGCUUCAUCUACGUUCCUCUCGGAUACAAGACCGCGUUCUCCCUCCUGUCCAACCUCGAGGAGAUCCACGGCGGCUCCCCCUGGGGCGCAGGCACCUUCUCCGGCGGCGACGGCUCCCGCCAGCCCUCCAAGCUCGAGCUCGACAUCGCGACCGCUCAGGGCAAGGCCUUCUACGAGGCUGUUGCUAAGGCGCACCCGUGACUAGAUGGCAGCGAUAAGGAGAAGAAGACGGUGGUGACAGAAACAACACAAAACACAAAUACAAACAAUGCUUCAACGACGACUGCGGCGCCUGCUGCUGCGUCGUCGGGACCGCAAGAGAAGAAGAAGGAUAGUGAGGGUCCUUGCGGUCUGCCUGCCAAGUGUGAUAUCAUGUAGAAUGUCCGCCUUGUUAUGAUAAUGAAACAAAUGUUAAAUGGUACCAAA